Ipomoea nil (Japanese morning glory) is the source of this 2957-nucleotide messenger RNA. RefSeq names its product ETHYLENE INSENSITIVE 3-like 3 protein. Bases 313 to 2289 code for a protein of 658 amino acids. Gene Ontology annotation, molecular function: DNA-binding transcription factor activity; DNA binding. Gene Ontology annotation, cellular component: nucleus. NCBI's taxonomy places the organism in Eukaryota, Viridiplantae, Streptophyta, Magnoliopsida, Solanales, Convolvulaceae. The transcript has 4 exons. The record is from RefSeq and is a predicted model, not a curated record.
UUUGUGAUGAUGAGAUGACGGCAUAGCCGCAUAGGAUGUCAUACAGACAGGGGCGGAGUCAUUCUUGAAUCUCCGCCGCUUGUUCUUGUCCCAUAGCGAUUAAAAUUCCAUUUCACCAUUGGUGGGAUUUCGGCCACCAUCUAUCUCUAAGGAGUAAGCCGUAAGCGCAUUUUGACCUUUCUCUCUCCCACUAUCUUCUUCUCUUUUCAAUUUUUUUUUUUUUUUCACCCGUCUCAAAAGAAAAGAAAGAAAAGUAAAUUAAAUGAAUCUACUCUCAGGGGUCUAACUAAUCUCGUGGAGCUCUGGAACUCGAUGGCUGUUAUGGACGAGAUUGGAGUCGAUAGUUCGGAUAUUGAAGUUGAUGACAUAAGGUGCGAUAACAUAGCCGAGAAGGAUGUGAGCGAUGAAGAGAUUGAGGCGGAAGAGCUGGAGAAGAGGAUGUGGAAGGACCGAAUCAAGCUCAAGAGAAUCAAGGAAAGGCAGAAGGUUUCAGCCCAGCAAGCUUCGGAUAAGCUGAAAGGGAAGCAGCCCACGGAUCAAGCUACACGGAAGAAGAUGUCGAGAGCUCAAGAUGGGAUUCUCAAGUACAUGUUGAAGCUCAUGGAAGUGUGCAAGGUUCGGGGGUUUGUGUACGGGAUCAUUCCCGAGAAGGGAAAACCGGUUAGUGGAUCAUCUGAUAACAUCAGGGCGUGGUGGAAGGAGAAGGUGAAGUUCGAUAAGAAUGGUCCCGCUGCUAUAGCUAAGUACGAAGCAGAAUGCCGUGCCAGGGUGGAGGGAGUCGGGAAUCUGACGGGGAACUCGCAGAGCGUUCUACAGGAUUUACAAGACGCCACCUUGGGGUCACUUUUAUCGUCUUUGAUGCAACACUGCGACCCACCUCAGAGGAAGUACCCGUUGGAAAAAGGUGUCCCGCCACCGUGGUGGCCAACGGGGAACGAAGAAUGGUGGGAAAAAAUGGAUUUGCCUACGGGCCUCACUCCACCCUACAAGAAGCCACACGACUUGAAGAAAAUGUGGAAAGUCGGUGUUCUAACUGCUGUUAUAAAGCACAUGUCACCCGAUAUUGCAAAGAUCAGGAAGUUAGUCCGGCAAUCAAAGUGCUUGCAGGAUAAGAUGACGGCUAAGGAGAGCUCGAUUUGGUUGGGCGUACUAGAAAGAGAGGAAGCCCUUAUCCAUCAGCCAAGCGGCGACAAUGGAUCUUCUGGCAUAAGUGAGGCACCCACUAGAGGCCGCAGUGAAAAGAAGAGACCUUCGGUCAGUAAUGACAGCGAUUAUGAUGUUGACGGCAUUGAUGAUGGCCCGGGGUCCGUUUCAUCGAGGGACGAGAGUGGAAACCAGGUAUUGGAUGCUGUUCCUAAGUCUCGUCAAAUUGAAAGGCCAAAGAGACCCAAGAGACCAAAGAGGGCAAAACCAACCCCUUCUGUUCAAGAGACCCCGCCAUCUCUUAAUCUUAACGAUAAGGAGCAUGGUGAUGAGCCGGGUGAUCCGUUGCCCGACAUUAACGAUUCUAAUACUAUGUUAGCUGUACACUCGAUGAACGAAAACCAAAAAGACGGGUCCCAACCAGUGAAUCCUUUGGAAAAAAGUGGCGAGGGCCAAUCCCAUUUACCAUCAGGUGAGUCUGAUCAUUCCAUCAUUCCAUCUGCUAAUGAAGUGUCUACACAGAUUUCUGGCAAAAGGUCUAGCGUUUAUCCAAUGUCUCAAAAUUGUGAGAUUGUCCCGUAUGAAUCAAGGCCACAACUGGGUGCUUCAGAUUGUGCCAUUCCCCAUCAAAUUCAAGAUAGUCAAAUAUUUAACGGUCAGCAGUUUCCAGGAACGAAUGAUAGACCGGGAAGUUCAAUGUUUCACUAUGGACCUCUAAUUCCAGAAAUGCAUCAUGGGUCUCAAUAUCCCGACUUGCACCAAUCCCCUCUCUAUCAAUACUACAAUCCAUCUACUGAUUUUGGGCCCACUCGUGAUGAAGAGAGGUCUCGUUUAGCGUUUAAUGACCUUCAGAUGAGGCCGGAUAAUUUUGGAGUCCAUUCAACAGUGGUUCAAAGUACAGGAAACGAUGUCAAUGAUUAUGGAAAAGACCCGUUUCAGAAUGAACAGGAUAGACCCGUUGAUGUGCCACCAAUGAUGACAAUCACAGAUAACUUUGAACCUCCAGUUACUAGCGUCUCUCCAGAUUAUACAAGACUCAACAGCCCAAUAAGUUUCGGAAUUGACGUGCCAAAUGCAUUUGACACCGACGUUGAAAGUUUCCUUGAUGAGGACUUGAUGACAAUAAUGACAUUCUUUGCCUCUUAAGUAGUCAUUUUGAUCUAUAGAACGUCCCGAGUGUGAGUGCAGCAUAUCGUUUACUCCUUUACCUCUUCUUCUCUCUUAGGGUUAAUCUGAACUCUGAAGCAUCUUAUAUCAAUGCCCGAAUGCAGGAGAUAGAGAAUGCUGAAUCUAUUGCUAGUGCCUAGUGGAACGAGCCAUUUUCUCAUAGAUUGAGGACCUUUUGACUGUAAGGAUUCUUAACCUCCCAUCAGAGAAGGGCCUGGUGCUGUACAUGCUGAAGAUCUCGAUUCAAACCAUGAACCGAGCUCUUUCAUGUGUUGUAUAUGCAGGAAUUUCUGGGAAUAUGAACACCAUUUGUAGGGAAGAUGACUUGCAUGUGUGAAAAAAACAGGAAGGAUUGAAGAAAGGGGAUAUGGCAGAGAAUUCUCUGGUACUAAAACAGCAUUCUUGAAUCUUGAAUUCUUGAUGAUGAUGAUGAUGGAGAUCUCUAACAUAGCAGUCAUGUAGUUCAUAUUAUUACAAAGAUGUUUGCUUCACUGUUCCAAACAUUAGAAGCAGACAAUCACUAGAAAAUUGUCUCACUAGAAGCCUAAAUGUCGACAGUUCCCAUGAACUUGAUAGUGAGAGUUUUUGGACACCGCAAAUUUCUUGCUUUGCUUUCCUAGAAUGGAUAACUAUUGCCAAAUUUUUUA